Molecule: messenger RNA, 602 nt
Organism: Limanda limanda (common dab)
Lineage: Eukaryota; Metazoa; Chordata; Actinopteri; Pleuronectiformes; Pleuronectidae
Product: T-cell surface glycoprotein CD3 zeta chain-like
Exons: 7
Coding region: 48-467 (139 amino acids)
Biological process (GO): cell surface receptor signaling pathway
Cellular component (GO): membrane
Molecular function (GO): transmembrane signaling receptor activity
Source: RefSeq, a predicted model, not a curated record
CUGAGCUUCAGUCUCUUUGUUGAACGGUAGAAUCGCGUCGAGGACAAAUGAAGUCGUUCGUCUUUCUGCUUCUCGUGUUUCCUCCGACAGACGCCAUGACGCCGUACGACCCGCAGCUCUGCUACAUCCUGGACGGUUUCCUGGGCCUGUACGGACUCAUCAUCACCGGGAUGUUCAUCAAAGAGAAGUUCUUUAAAUCCAAAGUGAAGUGGGAAGAGAACCAGGAACCGGACGGAGCCGACGGCGGCUACACGGGACUCAUGAGAGACACCGAGCGAGGACGCAACCGCUGGCUGACCGAGGACUCCACCUACCAGGACUUGAACCGAGCAACAGACGGAGACUAUAAAGAACUUCCUGUCAAACGAGAGCGAAAGAAAAAGAACGAGCAGAUUUAUCAGGGUCUGAGCUCGGCCACCAGAGACACCUACGACGCUCUCCAGAUGAUGCCACUUCCUGCUCGUUAACUCCGCCCACUCAUCGUGGAUCCUCUUCUUCUUUAUUCAAACUGUUGCUUUGUUUUUUCCAGUUUGUUUUUAUCAGUAUUUCAUUAGAUUUCAAUAGAUUUUUCAUCAUUUGAUAUUUUACUGAGAAGUUUUGCU